This is a messenger RNA of Haliotis rufescens (red abalone), 3244 nucleotides long. RefSeq names its product solute carrier organic anion transporter family member 2B1-like. Gene Ontology annotation, cellular component: membrane. Gene Ontology annotation, molecular function: protein binding. Bases 119 to 3244 code for a protein of 1041 amino acids. The transcript has 16 exons. Gene Ontology annotation, biological process: transmembrane transport; sodium-independent organic anion transport. The record is from RefSeq and is a predicted model, not a curated record. NCBI's taxonomy places the organism in Eukaryota, Metazoa, Mollusca, Gastropoda, Lepetellida, Haliotidae.
AUAACAUUGACCUGACAGACAUGUUACAUGACGCAUUCCAUCGUUGCUGAUCAGUUGGCGGUGUCAGUGUGCAGCCAGAGCGUGAGAUUCUAAUGUUGAGUUGUUAUAGAUUUUGAAGAUGGAGAGGAACGGUCUGAGUGUCGGCGUCAUUGUUGAAACUGGAGGACCUCGGCGUCGUUGUUUCAACAACAUCCUCUUGUUCACUGCCGUGUUCAGUGUGUCAUCCCUGGUGCUGGAGGCAGUCAAGUCCUAUACCGUGUCCCAGAUCACCUCUCUCGAGAAGCAGUUUGGACUCAGCAGUACAAAAAGUGGCCUACUCCUAAGCUGCAGCGAAAUCGGUUAUCUUUCAGCUAUUUUUUUCUUCAGUCAUUUUUGGGGAAGACGCUUUAUACCUAGGAUCCUGUCCUGCGCACUGGCUGUGUAUGGCCUUGCUAGUUUAAUGUCGGGUCUGUUACACUUCAUGAAUCCUGUAUCGCUUCCUCGUGUAGAGGACCUCGGCUCCAACUAUUCCUCUCCACAAAGUGUCAGACUAUGUCGGGAUUCCGUGCAGGACAAUGAGCGAUGUCCAGCUACGAAGGACCAAACGACUGACAACGGAUAUUGGAUGUACAAUGUGCUUGCCGUGCUUUUCGUGUUACAAGGGAUGGGUAAAUCCCCACGGUUUUCCCUGGGUUUACCGUACGUUGACAACAACUCGCGUGACAAACAGCAGUCGAGUUUACUGACAGGCAUCAUUAUGACAGCGGCGUUCCUCGGACCAGCUGUUGCACUUGGUCUUGGUGGAUGGUUUAGCGACAUCCCUGUUGAUCUCAGCGAGUCCCAGCUUGAUGGUCGUAGCCCCCAGUGGAUCGGGGCAUGGUGGCUCGGGUACCUGAUCUUUGGCUGUGCAGCCCUCCUUGUUGCUGUACCCUUGGGCUGCUUUCCAAAGCACAUUAAGGAACCCAAAGUCAAAGCCAUUGAAACAACCAAGUCAUUUAAAGACGAUAUAGUGGACAUGCCGAGGUCGGUAUUACGGAUAUUGAAAAACCCAGCAGUCGACUGUCUCCUCUUUGGAUCCGCUAGUGCUUUGUUCUUUGUUGGAGGCUAUUUAGGAUUCGCCCCGAAAUACAUCGCGAACCAAUUUGCUACGUCAGCAGCUGAGGCGAACUUCAUAUUAAGUAUUCUAGAGCUGCUGUGGGCGGUUGUGGGCACUCUACUUGGAGGCAUCCUCACUAGCCGACUCAAACUGACCAGCAUGGGAUGUAUAAAGUUCACGACCAUAGUGGUAACCAUUGGAACUGCCCUCUAUUCUGUCACGUUGUUCUUAGGAUGUGACAACCAGAACAUCAAGGGCCUAGGUGACAUCAGAAACGCCAUGGUCAACGAUACCGUUUGCAAUUGUGAUGCAACUGCGUUCAUGCCUCUGUGUGGCGUUGACGGCGUGACAUAUAUCAAUCCCUGUAUAGCAGGAUGUCAGUCUCAGAAUGGAACUACGUACACGGGAUGUAGAGAGAUUCCUGGUAACGAGGGCACAGUGGGCAUGUGUCCGACAGAUUGUCCCUACCUUUACCCCUACGUCACUGUUGACCUGGUGUCAGGCCUGGUGGCGACAUUUGCCUUAGUCCCUGUCAUGAUGACCAUAAUGAAAACAGUGCAUCCAAGGGACAAAUCCAUGGCUGUCGCUAUAUCGUCUUUCCUAAAUAGUUUUGUCGGAUUCCUCCCAUCACCUAUUGUGUAUGGGAUGGUCAUUGACACCACGUGCACUCUCUGGGAAACCACGUGUGGCGAGGUCGGCGCAUGCGCACUGUAUGAUCUCCCUAACCUACGGUAUCGUGUGAAGGGGAUGGACACAGGACUUCAGUUGCUGUCGUCAGCUGCUUUCUUUGCUGCUUUCCUUUUACUAAAAUAUGGCGUCGUUAAGGAGUACCCUGAUUCAGACACAUCACAAAACCAGCCUGAAGCUGCAGAAGAGACUGAAGAACGUGGUGUUCAGAUGGGGGAGAAACGUGGAAGUGUCGACGCCAUGGCUGAACCUGGAGGACGUCGACGCCGUUGUUUCAACAACGUUUUCUGGUUCACUGCCGUGUUCAGUGCGUCAACUCUGGUGUUGGAUGCAGUCAAAUCCUACACGGUGUCUCAGAUCACCUCUGUGGAGAAGCAGUUUGGCCUCAGCAGUACAAAAAGUGGCCUACUCCUAAGCUGCAGCGAAAUCGGUUAUCUUUCAGCUAUUUUCUUCUUCAGUCAUUUUGGAGGAAGACGCUUUAUACCUAGGAUCCUGUCCUGCGCACUGGCUGUGUAUGGCCUUGCUAGUUUAAUGUCGGGUCUGUUACACUUCAUGAAUCCUGUAUCGCUUCCUCGUGUGGAGGACCUCGGCUCCAACUAUUCCUCUCACAAUGUCAGACUAUGUCAGGAUUCCGGGAAGGAACAUGAGCGAUGUCCAGCUACGAAGGACCAAGCGACUGACAACGGACAUUGGGUGUACAAUGUGCUUGCCGUGCUUAUGGUGAUACAAGGGAUGGGUAAAUCCCCACGGUUUUCCCUGGGUUUACCGUACGUUGACAAUAACUCCCGUGACAAACAGCAGUCGAGCUUACUGACAGGCAUCAUUAUGACGGCGGCGUUCCUCGGACCAGCUGUUGCACUCGGUCUUGGUGGAUGGUUUAGCAACAUCCCUGUUGAUCUCAGCGACAUGCCGAGGUCGGUAUUACGGAUAUUGAAAAACCCAGUAGUCGACUGCCUCCUCUUUGGAAACGCCAGUGUAUUGUUCUUUAUCGGAGGCUAUUUAGGAUUCGCUCCAAAAUACCUCGAGAGCCAAUUUGCUACGUCGGCAGCUGAAGCGAACUUCAUAUUGGGUAUACUAGGGGUGCUGUGGGCGGUUGUGGGCACUCUACUUGGCGGCAUCCUCACCAGCCGACUCAAACUGACCAGCAUGGGAUGUGUGAAGCUCACGACUAUAGUGGCUACCAUUGCCACUGUCCUCUAUUCUGCCACGUUGGUGUUAGGAUGUGACAACCAGAACAUCAAGGGCCUAGGUGACAGCAGAAACGCCAUGGUCAACGAUACCGUUUGCAACUGUGAUGCAACUGAAUUCAUGCCUCUGUGUGGAGUUGACGGCGUGACAUAUAUCAAUCCCUGUAUGGCGGGAUGUCAGUCUCAGAAUGGUACUGAUGUCGUCUCAGAAUGGAACUGUAAGUAUCGCACUCCAGGCAUGGUGAGAUGUCAGUCUCAGAAUGGCACUGUAGGUAUCGCACUCCAGGCAUGGUGA